Messenger RNA from Caenorhabditis sp. 36 PRJEB53466, 581 nucleotides. The record is from the annotation of a GenBank genome assembly. Lineage: Eukaryota; Metazoa; Nematoda; Chromadorea; Rhabditida; Rhabditidae.
AUGUCAAGAAGCGUCGCUUUGAUUGUCCUUCUCGCCCUCCUUUGCAGCUUUUCGGCUGCCAUUCCUCUUCGCAGUUUGGUAAGUUUCGACUGAUAAGCGUUCGUUUAUCACUUUGACCGGUUCGAAUCAAAUCAUGGAAAUCUUAUCACUUUUUUUAAUGCGAAUUUUCCGCGGCUGAGUGGUCUAGUGGUAUGAUUCUCGCUUAGGGUGCGAGAGGUCCCGGGAUCGAUCCCCGGCUCAGCCCAGACCAUUUUGCGAUUUUUGCAGUUCCUCCGCUCGUACGACGACAUGAAUCAGGAGAGCCUUUCGCGAGGGUACUUCAGCCCCGAUGCCACCAUAAACGACGCCGAUAACGGGGACAACAGGUGAGCAAGCGAGUCAGACUAGACUUUGCGGCAGUAAAACCAGAAAACUGCAAUAAAAGUUGUGAGAAUAACAUGUUUCUCAUGAAUGUCUGUAGCUGAUUAUAUAGCCAAAAGAAUGCGCUUUUUAGACCGAAGCGAGGACUAGACCUUCUGAAACGACGUGUCGAAAUCAUCGAACGGAAUCGGUGUUUCUUCAACCCCAUCACGUGCUAUUAG